CUGGGAGCACUAUUCGUGGAGAGACCGAGGCUACGAUUGGUCCCUUCACUAUAAGGUUUUAAUUUUGAAUUUUUCUUCAGGGCGAGGGCGAGGCCACUGCCUGGACUUCAUCUAAUCCCCGGGCUCUUAGACUAAAAUCAUGCUUAAGUUCAAACAACAAAGAAGAAAGCUGAAAACAAAAGCAAAAAGAUUAUCGAAAAAAAGAAAAGCCUCUCACUUUCAGUCCAAGCUAAUUACAUCUCCCCCUCCACCACCCUCACCAAAAAGAGUGAUUACUUCUUCCACAAAUAUACCCCUUAGCAGAAGCUGGCUAAGAUCGUCCUGGAGCUUCACAUUUCCCAGUAUCAAAGAUGCAGUCGCACUCUGGAAAAGGAGGGUAUGCUCUCUAUACAACUGGUGCCAGAGCCGCACAGCCCAGAGCUUAGAAGUAUUGAAAGACACCAUUUUUCCUUCCCGCUUCUGCCACCGAGAACUCGAUAGUCUGAAACAACGGUUUUGCAUGUUGGAAAGUGAAUUGUGCAAGCUCCAGGAAGCACUGAAGACUAUCUCAGAAAAUUCUUCCUGUCCAAGCUGUGGUCAGACCUGCUACUCGAGCGGUAAACUUGCAGAUGUGCCUGCCGGUGCUCUAGCCGCCCCUGGAGAAUCCCGGGCUGUCCUUCCUGCCACACCGCCACAGCCAGCUGGCCCGCUCUCUCCUCCUCCACCCCUGCCACCUCCACCACCUCCGCCUCCUCCUCUGCCUCCACCUCCACCACCCACAGCACCUUUGCUGCUCAGAAAGUCCAAUCUCACUAAAGCGCUUCAGGCUGUACCAUUAAAAAGAGAUGGACCCAUGCAGAUAACAGUUAAAGAUCUACAGACUGUGAAACUAAAGAAAACACAGAGUUUCGAUGAAAGGAAGAAGUUAAAGCUUGUUCCAUCACCAAAGGCGCGGAAUCCACUAGUUACAGUCUCUGACCUGCAGCGUGUGACCCUGAAGCCCAGCUCCAAAGUGUCAUCGACUCGAGUCACGCACUUCUUAAUUACUCCUGGUAAAAGUCAGAUAGAUCUGCGGAAACUACUUAGAAAAGUCGAUGUAGAAAGGAGCCCAGGGGGGACCCCACUUACCAAUAAAGAAAAUAUGGAAACAGGAACCGGACUGACCCCAGUAAUGACACGGGCCUUGAGGAAAAAGUUUCAGCUGGCUCACCCCAGAAGCCCAACUCAAACUCUGCCACUUUCUACAAGCAGCUUUGAUGAGUAAAACUGGUGCCAGUUCUGCCUGACUCCAUGUGAUAUCCAGAAAUAUGCUGAUAAAACCGCCUCACUCCUUUUUAAAAAUGUAGUAUGUAUAAUUAGUCUAAUAUAUAAUUCCAUUUAAAGAAUUACAGUGUGUAUGGAGCCCGUAUAUACUGUGGCAUAAAGUGGGUGUUUGGAUAUUUUCUAGUUGGCAUGAUCAGCAGGAGAACAGAAUGGAAAAUACAAUUCCCAAAGCAAUGUUUAUCCUGGAAUUCAUCAAUUUAGGGUAGAGAGGUUCAAAUAUAACUAGAUAAUUCUAAUGUGUACUCAGACAAUAACCUAGUUCCCAUUCAUCUCGGGUAUUUUCAGGUAAUUGUGAAGGAAAGUAUUUCAGCCUGUAAAGCUCAUACAUUCAUUAAGUGCUACAAACUUGAUCAAUUCAAAAGACCCUCUGGAUUUGAUUUCCUUUCAUUACAAACAGUUAAGAAGUAAAACCAUCCUCCAUCCAAACCCAACUAUUUUCCAAAAGGUGGGGAAGCAGAAGAUCCAAUGUGACCUUAAAAAUUAGAAUGAUGAUUUCUAGUGUCUUAGGUAGGUAGUUACAUCCGGCUCACUGAAGUCUGGGAUAUCUGUUGUUUUAUGUCUGCUGUCCACAUUCGAACAGCUAAAUACACAUUUCACGAAGGCUCAACAUAAACCUUACAUUUUUCGCAGUACCCUGUGAAGGAUUCUCUGAGGGCUAUAGGAGGUUCGCUGUAAGACAUGAUACCCUGUCCUCAGUAGCCUGUUGAGUCAGUAACAGUAGUAAUGCACACCCAACCGUGUUGUUGUUCUUUCCUGCCAGUCCAGGGCUGCCAGAUUUAGUAAACAUAGACACGUAACACCUAAUCAAAUUUGAAAUUCAUAUCAAUAGCAAAUAACUUUUCAAUAUAAAUUUGUCCCAUUAAAUAAUAAAUAAUGUUUUAGUAUAAUUAUGUCCCAUAUAUUGCAUGGGACAUGUGUAUACUAAAACAAAAUUCACUGUUUACCUGAAAUUCACAUUUAAGUGGACUUCUACAUUUUAUUUGGUGACCCCGUCUGUCAGUCCCCUACAAAGUUGCCCAGGAUUUCUGGGAGCCCCCAGUUUGUCAGAUAUACCUGCUUGGCAGUGGACACUCUUACAGCUUCAGCAAGGAUCCCCACCACUAACGUUCCAACUAAUGGGGCAGCAGGGGAACUCGCACUGGUGUGAGUGUAACUGAAAGUGUCGAAUUAGCUUCAAUGCUGUGACCUCCACUGCGGCUCCAGGAAUAAGGAUGGCAGUUCUUUGUGGAGAGUAACCAAGAGGUUUCACGUCUUCACUGCACUUUUUAGCCUGAGAGGAAGCAGCUACAUAGACGAUAUCUUUGAAAUAUCCCCCUGGCCAGCCUAGGCUAGAAAGUUAUUUUAGCAAUUUCCCAAGUAAAUAUUGCUUUGAGAUGCCAAACAGUGUUGUUAUAAAGUUACCAGACUGGAAAGCAGACCUGGGGAUACUUUUGUUUGUAUGACACUCCACUUAUGUUUACAGCACAUUAAUAGAUAAAAAUUCAACAGAUAAUAAAGUUAAACAUUUGUGCUUCCAGUGAAAGUUUCUUUUAACCUGCUAGCUGCAUGUAUGCUAUGUGUGGAUAAAAAGAAUGUUUACUGAGAAUAAAGCAGUUGAAUAUCUGUACAAAAUAUUUUAUAAGGCAUUCAUAAUGUUUCUAAUAUUCAUACACCACUAUGUAUUAUAUCAAUUUAAUUUAAAUGAUUUGAUCAUUCUUAUGGAAUAAAGGUUCAUUAAAAAUGUUAUAGAAGUACUAUAGAUAAAUAUUUGUUAAGCUGCUAUUGCCAUUGUACCAGUAUUAAAAUAUAUUCUACCUUGCAUUCAUUUACUAACUUUUAUGACAAAUUUUAUACUGUGCCCAUUUGAGAAUCCUAAAGAUGCUAUGGCUUCAUUAAACCAUUGCUGAUUGUAUGCUCCCACUGUUUACUUUGAGACUAAAUAACAACCAGAGAGUAUAAACUACAAAGUGUAUCUGGUUUUGUGUUUAGAUAAAGAACAAUAAUAAAAACCUUUGACUUUUC
Molecule: messenger RNA, 3303 nt
Organism: Phyllostomus discolor (pale spear-nosed bat)
Lineage: Eukaryota; Metazoa; Chordata; Mammalia; Chiroptera; Phyllostomidae
Gene: PRR11
Product: proline rich 11
Exons: 10
Coding region: 140-1243 (367 amino acids)
Cellular component (GO): cytoplasm; nucleus
Source: RefSeq, a predicted model, not a curated record